Molecule: messenger RNA, 1459 nt
Organism: Prorocentrum cordatum
Lineage: Eukaryota; Dinophyceae; Prorocentrales; Prorocentraceae
Source: the annotation of a GenBank genome assembly
AUGGACGCCGCUGCCAGAGCCAAGCGCAUGCCAGCAGAAGGGUCUCUGAUGGCUUUGAUUGACCAGGCGACUAAGAGACCGAGAGUGGACACGCCGUCCAUGCCCACGGUGGACCCUUUCACCCUCGACUUCGUCAUAAAGCGCGCCCGGGAAAUCUUCUCGGACAGCGAGGCCGACUGCGGUACCAGGACCCCGCCAAAAGAGGUACCACAAUGCUCGCCAGCAACUUCCUCGCCAGCAACUUUCUCGCCAGACACAUCCUCGCCAGCAUCGACUCCGUCACAGCAGGAGCUGAGCAGUUCGGCGGAAUAUUUCCCUGCCCAGAAAUACAUCGACCAGCUGUUCGCUCGCUCGCACCCUCUUGAAAUUGGGCCCAUCAGGAUCGCAUUUCCCUGUGGCGGCAUCGUGGAGACUGCGCCUGUCUUCGAAGCUGCUGGCCUGGUGGUCGAGAGCGUCAACACGUGCUACACCGACGUGCACCACGCAAAGUUGGUCAAGAAGCUGGUCCGCGAGCACGCAUUCUCGACAGCUCCCUGUUUCGGCCGUGUCAAAGGUAGCGUGCUCAAUAAGGAGAUCUCGGAGUUCGACGGUGCCGACAUAGUUGUUGGCAAACCACCAGUGCCUACCUGGGCCCUCUGCGCCUCUGGCGGGCGAAGCAUAACCUCGCACGACAUGCACGAGUACGCAAAAUUCUUUCAGUACAUCAUGCACACGAUCAACAGUGGCGAGCUGCACGCCGCCAUAGUUGCCCACCCCAUAGAGACAAUGACACCCCAUGGUAGGCGCGAGCCCUUCUUGCCGAAAGUGAUGGAGCUCUGCGCCAAACACGCCCCGGGGUUCCACUGGGACAUCGUGGAGCUGAAGGCGCAAGAUUACGGCUUGCCCCAACCAGACGCCAUCUCUUUCUUGCGGUGCAUGAAGAAGAACCACGCUGGGGCUAUGCCCAACGUGUUGCCCCCCAGCUGCUGCGGCCGUCUCUACGACUUCCUCGAUCCAGCCGAGGGCAACAUCAAUCGCAAGGACAUCCUUUCCCGCUGCAUGCGAGACAACCUGCUGGACUACGAGCGCCACAUCAAGUCCUUGGUCCGUGAGGAUCCCCGGAUGCGGUCUACUACCAUGGUGGCCGCAGUCAAUUUGGACCGCAAGAGCAUGAUGCUCGGCAAGGAUGGUACGCUUCGCUCGUCUCUCGAUCACAAACAUGUGUUCUUGCUUAGCACAGAUGACUUGCAUUUGCCUGGGCCACAACGUCGGGUGUUCCGAUUCAUUUCCGAUGCAGAGCGCUUGGCUUUGAAAGGCGUGAACCCAGGGUACCUUGCUAAGUACCUCCCUUCGGACUCGUUGCGCCACGCUGCUUGCUCGUACGUCCCCUCAACUGUGUAUGGCGCAGCCGCGAUGCCACUGAUCAAUGCAAUGGCGGCGAGCAAGAAGCUCUGCGCCCGGUCUCGAGAGGGCGGCACAG